UGUAAUGUAAACAGUCCUGCCACACCCGUGGAAACACACUCGAGUCGAGAGCUCCUGGAAUUCUUCAGUCAGACGAUGCAUGUGGUCCUCGUCAGUGUGUUUCUGCUCCAGCUCUCAGCUGUUCUGAGAACGAAAUGUGCUGGCUUUUGUAAAUGCAAGAGGAUUGAAUAUAGCAGGCGGUUGUAGCAGUUCACGGUUUGCUCUGUUGACUGCAUGGCUCCAAUGUCUUGCAGUUUGGAAAAGUUUCUUUUAAGGAGUUUCUUCUCUUGAUAGUGAAUUAUGCUGAACUCGGGAGGAAAAUGAAACUCGACAGACGUUUAUGAAGCGGUUGUAGGUGUGCGUCAUAUUUGGAUUAAACUUCUGGAAGUUGUGAGCCAGACUUCCCCAGAGCCCUUCCCUUGUAAUGAGCAUGGUCGGAGAAGGACUUCGUGUUUCGUAGCAGUGUGUGCCUAUGUCGGAUUCUCCAGUGCGUUUCUACAAGCUCAAGAGCUGAUAUGAAUAAAGUAGAGUCGUGGUCUGAGGAGGAGGUCUCGCUCUGGCUGACCGAUCAGGGUUUGCAGGAAUACUCUGAACCGUUGAGAAACCUAGACGGACAGGCUUUAUUAAAUCUUACCACGGAGGACUUCAAGAGGGCAUCCCUCUCCAGGGUCACGUCAGAUGGUGGUCUUUUGCUCCUGGAAAAGAUAGAGACUCUUAAGAUCGAGCAUCACAUCGAUGUUCACAAGAAUGGACAUGCCAAUGGACACAUGGUGUUGAAUCAUAACGGGAAUGCCGGGAUCACCGGCAAGGCUCCGCGGAAUGGCGUGGUGAAUGACUUCCACAAGGAACUGGUGCAGAUUACCAUACCAGAGCCAGCUUCUCCACAGUUCCCUCCCGAAUGGGGAAAGACCGCCGUGGCUUUUGUCUAUGCCUUAUGCUGCUUCGUCUUCACCACCGUCAUUAUUUCUGUGGUCCAUGAGCGCGUGCCUCCUAAGGAGGCAACUCCACCUCUCCCUGACAAGUUCUUUGACUUUUUUGACCGGGUGGAGUGGGCUUUCUCUGUAUGCGAGAUCAACGGAAUGAUUCUGGUGGUCUUGUGGAUCAUACAGUGGAGUCUCUUAAAACACAAAUCAAUUGUUGGUCGACGCUUCUGUUUCAUAGUCGGGACGCUUUACCUCUACAGGUGCAUCACCAUGUACAUCACUACUCUUCCUGUGCCUGGCAUGCACUUCAAAUGCUCUCCGAAGCUGUAUGGCGACUGGGAAUCUCGGAUACGGCGGGUGAUGAAAUUGAUCGCAGGAGGGGGUCUGACCAUCACAGGCUCCCAUAACUUGUGUGGAGACUACUUGUACAGUGGCCAUACUGUCAUGCUCACCCUCACUUAUCUCUUCAUGAAGGAGUAUUCUCCCAGAAGGUUCUGGUGGUACCACUGGGGCUGUGGGGCGUUGUGUGCAAUAGGAGUGUUCUGCAUUCUUCUUGCUCAUGACCACUACACGAUUGAUGUUGUUGUGGCCUACUUCAUCACCACACGUCUCUUCUGGUGGUAUCACACAUUGGCUAACCAACAAACGCUCAAAGAGACGUCCCAGACCAACUUUUUCGCCCAUGUGUGGUGGUACAGAUUUUUCCAGUACCUGGAAAGCAAUGUUCCCGCCGUCGUCCCCCGCAGCUACCAGAAGCCCUUCUCGUGGCGAUCGCUGCAGUGGGGUCACGUGAAGUACACACGGAUAGAUUCAGACUGACUGACGUGCAAUUUUGGAAGUUGGUCUCCGAAACAUGUGCCGGAACAAGCCUGACAUUGUAGCCAAUCCCUUUAACUAACAGACUAGUCAUCCAAAGCUUGUCAUUCCUCUGUGACGUCCUCACAGGAUUGAUUUUGGGAUGUAAAACUUAUCACGUAUGGGGCGAAGAACAACAGAGACGAAACCAUGGUCAGGGAUAAGCAAGUGGCUUGCGAUGGCCUGUAAUAUCAUCUUACGUCAAUAAAAAAAAUGAGCCAGGAAGCCAAAUGAGAAGUUAUUUAUUUUCCCGAAUAACU
This is a messenger RNA of Rhinichthys klamathensis goyatoka, 2017 nucleotides long. RefSeq names its product sphingomyelin synthase 1b (gene sgms1b). Gene Ontology annotation, cellular component: Golgi membrane; endoplasmic reticulum membrane. The transcript is spliced from 6 exons. Gene Ontology annotation, molecular function: ceramide cholinephosphotransferase activity; protein binding; sphingomyelin synthase activity. Gene Ontology annotation, biological process: sphingomyelin biosynthetic process; ceramide biosynthetic process. Lineage: Eukaryota; Metazoa; Chordata; Actinopteri; Cypriniformes; Leuciscidae. The coding region runs from base 495 to 1721 and encodes 408 amino acids. The record is from RefSeq and is a predicted model, not a curated record.